Molecule: messenger RNA, 5670 nt
Organism: Peronospora matthiolae
Lineage: Eukaryota; Oomycota; Peronosporomycetes; Peronosporales; Peronosporaceae
Source: the annotation of a GenBank genome assembly
AUGCUUCCGAAGAAGCCCUGUUUCUACUUUCAACGCGAGGGAAGAUGUCGGUUUGGGGAUUCCUGUAAAUUUGUUCAUGGGCGUGCACCAGACAAUGUCGCACAACAAACGCCGUUUCGUCGCGAAAAUGCCAAUUCUUUCUCAAGUGGACGCCAAAACCACGACGUGACUUUAGAAUCUGUAGUCCGUGCACCGCCUUUCUCGCUAACGGCUUUUAAAGCCCAAUUAACGGAGAAACUGGCAUCCAGUACGUUCUUUUCAGGUCAUUCCGAUACGUUGGUGUGCUUCUGGCCCGGUGCCAAUCGGUUGGAAGUGCUAUGGAAAGGGUUCCUGAUGCCUCAUAGCACCAGUGAUCCGUGGCCCGUGAACAGUCAAACACAGGCACUGAACUUCAUCAACUCUGGACUGUAUGCGCUAACGAACGACAAGAUCGCGCCACUAUUCGUGAGGGAGUUGGGAAAGACUGAAGGUCGAGGUCUGCUCGUGAUUCAAGAACUGCUCAAUCUCACGUACUCGAACGAUGCUGGUCGAGGUCGUGAGGUCGUGUCUUUUCAGCGAGGACUCGUUCCGUUCGUAACCGUGUUAACGAUGCGACGCAUGGAAAUGGUCAGUCGGCACAUGAGUGAAGCCAAUCACGUGUAUGCGUUCAUGCGAACGGCUCAUGUGCAGCUCUUCCAGCUGUAUCUCAAGCAUCUAGAGCAGGUAGUGGAGCGACAUAGUAUUGACGACAAUGCGAUGUCGCAUGAGACUUUCCUGCAGGAGUCGGACGGUCAAAGAUACGCACCACUGUGUUUCACACAAGUAUGUCUCCCGCUUAUCCGUUUAUUGUAUCUGUUGGGCAGCAAGUUCAACGACUUCAUUUAUGAAGAUGCUUUUCAAGAGACUGUCAAGAGCGUCGAUACUCUGACAACUACGUGGAAAGAGAAUAGUCAAGGUGGCGAUUCUACCCUCGACUCGAGGCUCUGCUAUAAAGUAAUGACAGAGGAAAUCGCUCGACUACACAAGAUGAUCCGACGUGGUGAACGUGACAUGCGCACGGGUGCGACGCGUAUGGAGACCGAGCGAAAGAAUUAUGGCCCGGGGCUCGGACCUUGGGACGUGGUCGAUGUCGGCGUGCCUGAGGAAGCUGUGCUGGCAGACGGAAGUGUCGGUCCACGUCACGACAACGAUCAUCAAGAUAUUCAAGACAUUCAAUUGCUACCUACGACAGAGGAAUGCCUGUCACGUGAGAGGCCACUGCUGCCUGGAAACUUUCCAUUUCACGAAAAUGCUCAUUGGUUACCACCUGGACCAGAGCGUUGGGUAGAUACGCACUUUCGGCUCUAUCGAGAAGAUUUUUGCGGGACGAUCAGGUCCAGCUUACAGGACUUGUAUCAUCGACUGGUUGAGAAUCAUGAACACAUUGUUGCUGGUCGUCUGAGAGGCACUGUUGUGGAUUACAACAUAUACCCGAUCAUCGGGUCUGCAAUGCCACUCAAGCACACGGACAGUCGAGGCGAGCGAGAUAAUGGUCGUCGCACCGAGCGCCAUGGGCUCUGUAUUGAAGUGCAGUUCCAGCAACCAUCCGCCGCAAGGUUGACUGGACGGAACAAACUUUUAAGGAAUGCUGACGGUGAUGCAGGGGGCCGAAGGGAGUUAUGGGAGAAGACGGGUCGACUUCCAUACAAAGGGAUGGUUGCGCUCGUCACACAUACUGCCGGUGACAUGCGAGUGAUCUUUUGCCAGAUUGUCGAGCAUGACAUCGAAAAACUCGUGCAGGAUGUAGUGGAGGUAACUUUGCAGCCAUUUGAAAUUCAAGACUUCUCGACGCUCGAGCAAUGGCGGCAUUUUGCAUUGGCUGGAAAUGAUCGAAGGCAAGGUCGGUUGAAUAUGCUGCUGUUGGAGUUCAAUAACAUUUUCUUGGCCGCGUACGAGCCUGUUCUUCGUACGUUGCAAAGCAUCCGACCCACCACCUUGCCACUUCUGGAAUACCUGGCCCCUGAGACCCCACCGACGCCGGGCGAAACUCAAAUGGAGUCUCCCAUGUACUGCUCGAAGGAUGGCUUUACAUUUGACCUCAGCUCGGUGUUACGAACUCAUCCGGGUGCAAUGAACGGUGGCCCGGAUCAACUUCGUCUACGACCCCUUGAACGCCAGUCCCGCGAGGCGUGUGAGACGGCGCUCGUUCGCUACUCAACAUUAGAGCGUGAUCAGGCGAAAGCAUUGGUAGAAGCGUUGAGCAGCCGUGUAGCGUGCAUUCAAGGACUUCCAGGUAGUGGCAAGUCGUUUAUUGGGGCGAUGCUCACACGGAUAAUUCUGGAGGCGAAGAUCUUGCCCAUUCUAGUCGUGUGCUAUACAAACCACGCCCUCGAUCAGUUCUUGUGUCACCUCCUGGACGCUGGUAUCACGAAGCUUGUGCGAAUUGGGGGACAGUGCAAAGAGCCCCGCCUGGAAGACUACAAUCUCAAGAAGAUGCCUAAAGAAUUCCAGCGCUACGAGCUGAAGCUACUAUACACUACACUCGACGAAAAUGCGGAUGCGAUUGCUCUGAAGCUAAAACUACUGAACGAGGGCACUCGUCGCCCGACGUGGACAUCACUCAGACAGUUUUUGGAAACCAACUAUCCAGACGCAUUCGAUUACUUUGUUGAACGCUAUGCCGAAUUGUACGAUGAUGACUGGGAUAUCGCCGGGUGUAGCGAUAUACUGGACUAUUGGAUUCAGGGGAUGGACAUAAUUGCUCUGCAUCGUCGUGUUCAAAUACGCCAGGGUGCGAACGACAGGAUGCGGAAUCUGUGGAUGUGGAGUCUACCAAAGCGUCAAGCUGCUCUCGCGGAAUGGGUUAGUGCGAUGCGUGGCGAACUUGUCGAAGAGCUAAUUGAAGCUCAGGAAGCUUAUCAAGAAACGAUGAAUAAAAUUGAAACUGUAAGGGACCAAGCAGAUAUUGACAUACUCACGCGUGUUCAGAUCAUCGGAAUGACAACCACGGGGGUGGCGCAAAACCAGCGGAAGAUUGCGGCUGUAGAACCCCUUGUUGUAAUUUGCGAAGAGGCUGGGGAAGUACUUGAGGCACAACUCAUGGCAUGUCUGUCUCCAGCCUGUCAGCAGCUUGUGCUUAUUGGUGAUCAUAAGCAGCUUCGCCCGCACAUUUCGGAGUACAACCUUAGUGUCGAAAGUGAUCGUGGGAAACGGUUUGCAUUGGACGUAUCGCUGUUUGAGCGCUUGGUCUCGCCGUCCUCAGGUCUGCCGUUUUGGAUGCUAACGGAGCAACACCGCAUGCGUCCACAAAUUUCUCAGCUGAUACGUAUGCUCUUUUACCCGAAAGUUCGCGAUGCGCGUGAGACGCUGGAAUACCCAUCUCUCCGGGGCAUGAACAAGAACGUAUUUUUCGUGACGCACGAUCAUCCUGAAGGUGAUACGGCUGCUGCGGUCGGGACGCCAUCCCGCUCUCAUUCCAAUGAAUACGAAGUCGCGUACAUUAUUGCAACUCUCAUCUACCUCUUACAGCAGGGAUAUCACACGAGUGAUAUCGCCAUUCUCACUCCUUACGUUGGUCAGCUUAUCAAAUUACGCUCCGCGCUCCGAGGAAAGUUUACUCUGGAGCUGAAUGAGCUCGACCUGGACGAAAUCCAUCGUACGUCCGGCGAUGAGGACGAUGACAGCGAAGAUGAUGAAAUGGUUGACACAGCUAGGACGAACAGUCAGGCUUCGCUUGGAGCAGUCAAGAAACAAUUGUCAGGAGAGAUUCGUGCAGCAACAAUCGACAAUUUUCAAGGAGAGGAAGCAACAAUUAUCUUGGCAAGCCUCGUCCGCAGUAACACGAACGCACAAGGUCGUGGAUCAAUUGGGUUUCUCAAGACGCCGAACCGAAUCAAUGUGCUUCUUUCUCGAGCAAAACAUGGGCUGAUCUUGGUCGGUCAUGGCGACUUGCUGCGCACGAAAUCGCCUCUGUGGUGCCAAGUGAUCGAUCAUUUGCAAAAGGAUGAAUGUUAUGGUACUGGGCUACCUCUGAAAUGCCAACGUCACUCAGAUGACUUGCGUUUCGCUACGAAUCCGGGCUCCUUUGCGGAACUCGCACCGGAUGGAGGGUGUCUACGUCCAUGUGGCAAGCGGCUUCCGAACCGUGUCCACGACUUCAACCUGGCUGUGAACAUGUAUGCCCUGGAAUUUGUGGGGAUCCCUGUGGCCGGUGCGAAGACGACACAGAGCCAGAUUUCCCAAUUGCUGCUACCGAACACGGAGAUUGUCGAAAAGAGUGCGAGCGAGUGCUGCCUUGUUGUCAUCGAUGCCGUGGAAUUUGCCACGGAACAUCACCUUGUCCCCCAUGUCAGCGUAUUUGCGACGUCUUCAAAUGUGAACAUGGGUCUUGCAAUCACCCCUGCUGCGAGCCUUGCACUGCCUGCACGGAAUCGUGCACCUGGAGCUGCGAGCACCAUGGAACGUGUGAUCUGCCUUGCGUGUCCGAGUGUGUGUGGAGAAGACUGCCCCACGCCGGAGUUUUGUCAAGUCUGCGGCGACGACAAUAUCAAGGAGCGCGUAGCCGACGUGAUUAUGUUCCGGACGUACGGUGAUGUUGAUCCGAGUGAAGAUCCGGUCUUGGUGCUCUCAUGUUGCUCAAUGGUCUACACUAUGGAAACGCUUGAUGGUACGCUUCACAUGGGCGAGUUCUACGAUAGUCAUGGAAACCCGCGUGGAGCCUUGCCUGGGAAUUACAUGAGCAUGCCCCAAUGUCCGAACUGCAGCAAACCGAUUCGUAACCUUCGACGGUACGGACGCGUGACCAAGAGAGCGGCGAUUGAUUCAGCUGACAAGAAUUUCAUUUCCCACGCACAACGUCAACUGGUCCGCUUACAGGAACGGACAAAUGCGGCUAUUGAAAACGGUGGUGUCACGGAUGACAGGGCGCUGCGGCACGAUCUCCGUUCGUUUGGAGUCACUGUGAAGAGACCUCCAUGCCAGAAGGUGUACGAGGCUUGCGUGGCGCUAGUGACGAAGAGUAGGGGUGGUCAAGGAGGAGGCAAUGUCUACAUUGACUCGAGCACUCUGCCAGUACCCAACUCGUCGUUCCAAUACCUGGGAUGCUUUUACCUGCUCUCUGCUCAGCUCUCAAUGUUGGGUGAUAACGUAUCGACAAGAACUCGAGCGCAGCAAUAUGCUCGCCAAGCGGUGGAUUUGUUUGCCGAAGGAUCGUUCGAAGUACAGGCACGUGAAGCUCGGCUGCUGCUUGUGCAGAUACUGCUUGCCGAUGCUGAAGCCAAACUGAGUAAGACGCUAGAGAAUCGAAAAGAGCAUAAAGAGCGCAAAAAGGCUGUGGAGAAGCCCACUACUGAAGCUUAUGAACUGCUGAAAGGUCUGAGAGCGUCAGGUGCGUCUUUCCUGUCCAAAUACGGAAACGACGUCGUACUGCUCGGGCAAAGACUUGAACGCAUUAUCCAGCGAGCAGCUAGUGCCACGUAUUACCAAAGUGUAUCAAUGGAGGAGAUGAAAUUGAUCAAGAUGGCAAUGCAGACGGAGUUUCGAGGCUCGGGUCAUUGGUACCGCUGCAUCAAUGGCCACUCGUAUUCGAUCGGGGAGUGUGGAAUGGCGAUGGAGGAAACCCGCUGUCCCGAAUGUGGUGCCCCUGUUGGUGGCGCCCGCCAUCAGUUUGUAGAAGGCACUGUGCGUGAUGAGCAGAUGGAAGCGAUAAACUGA